AUGGCGACGGCGUCGGCGUUCGAGCCGUUGCCGCCGUAUAUCCCACUCGGUGGCGGCGACGAUGAUCAGCAUCUGCCCCCGGCCGGCGACGGCGACGACGACGAUGAUCCUUACAGCUAUCUCGAGAUCGCCCGCCUCAUCGAGGCGGAGGUCGCCGCCAUUUGGCUCCAGGAGUUCCUGCUCCCCGGCGGCGACGGCGAGCGCUUCGGCCCGCCCGGCCCGCGCCUCCCGCCCGUCCACCGCAACCCCUUCCCUUCCCGGCAGGAGCGUGCCGCGUCGGAGUCCAGCGCCAGAGCAGCACCGCCACCGCCGACAUUUCCCGGCGCCGCAGCUGCCACGGCGGCGGACAUCAGCUGCCUCGGGAAGCGCAAGUACGAGGGGCCGCGCGCCGGGGAGUACUCGACGGAGUGCGUGAUCUGCAUCGAGGAGUUCGAGGUGGGCGACGAUCUGAGCACGAUGCCGUGCCCGCACGGGCACCGGUUCCACGAGAAGUGCCUCGCCAAAUGGUUGGCGCGAAGGCGCUCCUGCCCGCUCUGCCGCCAUUUGCUUCCCGCCAAUAGCACCAACAUUCAUUCCGUUUAA
Oryza brachyantha (malo sina) is the source of this 582-nucleotide messenger RNA. Its product is annotated as E3 ubiquitin-protein ligase RING1-like. The record is from RefSeq and is a predicted model, not a curated record. NCBI's taxonomy places the organism in Eukaryota, Viridiplantae, Streptophyta, Magnoliopsida, Poales, Poaceae. The transcript has a single exon. The coding region runs from base 1 to 582 and encodes 193 amino acids.